AUGCCCAGAGUCGCCGUCGAUGGACGUGGUAAAGACCGUAAGGGUCUAGGUAAAGGUUUGGGUAAAGGCGGAAAAGUUUCCGCUCAACGGCAUAGAGUAAGCAUCACGAAGCCGGCUAUUCGUAGACUUGCCCGUCGUGGUGGUGUAAAACGAAUAUCUGCAGAUAUAUAUGAGAAUGCACGUAGUGCUUUAAAAGAUUUCUUGACUGACGUUCUUCGAGAUGUUGUUUCUUAUGUCGAAUAUGAACGAAGAAAAACUGUUGGCGUAAUGGAAAUAUUAUUAGCUCUUAAACGAAGAGGGAGAACUAUGUAUGGCUUUGAUAGUGAAAUACGAA
Messenger RNA from Racocetra fulgida, 334 nucleotides. The record is from the annotation of a GenBank genome assembly. Lineage: Eukaryota; Fungi; Glomeromycota; Glomeromycetes; Diversisporales; Gigasporaceae.